UCCACCCCAGUUCUUCCUUUCCUCUGUUCCUAUCCUCCGCAUUUCCAUAUAGCAAAGCUCCUCCCCAGUUUUUUUAGCAGCCCGUGGAUGUAGCAAAGCUCCUCCCCAUUUCUCUCGCAUCUAGCUCCCGCUUUCUAGUCUAGUUCUCAAAUAAAUCAGAGGUAGCAUGUUUCCCGACGGAUGAGAGAUUUUACAGCAUUAACAUUUUCUGUCUACACCUUGUGCAGUGUUUUUGAAUCUCAACCGAGAAAUGAUGCUUCACAGGCAGAUCUGCUGAGCUGGGGAGUCUCGUGUUCUUCCGCUCGUUCUCGUUGGUUGGUCCUUUGGUCUCCAGAAUCAUCCGCGGAGUGCUUUGGAUCGUACUUAUCGCUCUGCACCGUGCACACCACCUGUUCGACUGAAUGCCAUGACGAAGCCAGGCAAGAGAGCGAAAGCAAUGGCCGUUGGCGACAGGAUCAGCGGCCUCCCCGACGAGCUGCUCCACCGCAUCCUGUUCUCCUUGCCGGCGCAGGACGCCGUGCGCACGUGCGUGCUGUCACCAAGGUGGCGCCACCUCUGGUUGUCCGCACGGCACCUCAAUGUCAGCACUCUGGGGUUCACCGGCGAGGUGAGAUUCGCCCAGUUUGUGAAUAACUUGCUGCUGCGUCGUGGCCAUGCACCUCUCGACACCUUCUGCCUGCGUGCUGAGGGGCCUCACAUUUUGUUUGACAAUAUCCGUGACACUGCCAACCUGUGGAUAUACCAUGCCCUGAGGUGCAAUGUUCAGGCGUUGAUUAUUGCCGACCAUGACCUGUACGAGGAAGGCGAAACAGAAGAUAUUCUUAGAACCUUCCACCCCGACCGUUACUCCUUUACCUCAUCACACUUGAAAAGAUUGCAUCUUCACUAUGUUUGUGUCAGCAAUUGCCUCAUCAAGCAGCUCUUUUCUGGCUGCCCGGCGUUGGAAGACCUAGAGAUGAAUGACUGUGACAUCACUGCCACAGAAUUUUCCUCUACCACAUUGAAGAACUUGAGCAUCAGCACCGUUGGUUUCUCUGUAACAAAAGAUGAGGAAGUUGAUAUUGUUAUAAAUAUGCCUAGUCUAGUCUCGCUAUGCAUCGGUGCACUACUCUGUACGAAGCCUUCUUUUAUCAACAUGCGAUCAUUGUUAACAGCCUCCAUUCACUCAGAACAGACAGGGUUUGAAUUUGUUAAUGGCUGCUCUAUUCUUCGUGCUUUUUCGAACGCCAGGAACUUGACACUGCUGCACGUUGGCCCCAUGGUUGGGAAGGAAUUAUUGGGAAAUGAGAUACUAUUCCAUCAAGUAGUGUUCACUAAUUUGACAACUUUGUCUUUGAAUGAAUGGUGUUUGCAUAAUAGCUGCAAAGCACUGCUGUACGUGCUUAGGCACUCACCUAAUUUAGAAAAGCUUACUCUUGGGUUGUCCGAGGUUGGAGCUUUAAUCUAUCGACGUCCCGAGCUUUCAGGAAAUUUUGCUGUGAAAAUAAACCCCUGUUGCAAGGGAACAGAGACACCAUUUUAUUGCCAGAAGCUUAAGAAAAUCGAAAUUACCUGCCCAAAGCAUGAUAAAAGAGUCGGUGUCGUGGUGGCGAUCUUAUGCGCUAACCUUAUCUCUCUCCCAGAAAUAAAUAUCAAGCCAUCUUGAGGUAUAUUAUGGUGAUCGAAACGCUGGUGACCUGGCUGGAUUAGAGCUUGUCGAACUGCAUGCAUCGGACUUGCUGGCUUCAUAGCGCUUAUGUGUACUGAUUUGUUACUGUGGUUUAUUUCGAACGCCCGUCGCCAUUCACUGGCAUAGCCGCA
Molecule: messenger RNA, 1800 nt
Organism: Triticum aestivum (bread wheat)
Lineage: Eukaryota; Viridiplantae; Streptophyta; Magnoliopsida; Poales; Poaceae
Product: putative F-box/FBD/LRR-repeat protein At4g13965
Exons: 4
Coding region: 407-1645 (412 amino acids)
Molecular function (GO): protein binding
Source: RefSeq, a predicted model, not a curated record